Zasmidium cellare ATCC 36951 is the source of this 756-nucleotide messenger RNA. RefSeq lists its product as uncharacterized. The transcript has a single exon. Bases 1 to 756 code for a protein of 251 amino acids. The record is from RefSeq and is a predicted model, not a curated record. Lineage: Eukaryota; Fungi; Ascomycota; Dothideomycetes; Mycosphaerellales; Mycosphaerellaceae.
AUGGGCGACACUCAAAAAGUGUUCCAGCACCUCUUCGACGCGGAUGGUCAGCCCAAAGAGCAUUUUGGCCAAACCAUCAAAGACGUUUUGAAGGACCAGGGAAUGCCCCACUACAUCGAUUCUUUCUGCAUCAAGUCUGAACACCGCGGGAAGGGCCUCAGCGAGCACGCUAUGCUGGCGUACCUUGGGGCGAUCACUAAAGCACUCGGACCAGCCCCAGUGGUGCUCUCGCCUGCGCCUCUUCGAGCCGAAACAAUCCGCAUGCGCGAGGCGAAGAAAGUUCCCGGUCCUAAUGCUGCCAUCGUCCAGAAGCUUGUCAGCUUCUACGACAAGACGGACUACAAGAUGGCGCAUCAAGGCAGCAAGCGAAAGGCGGGGACGAUCACGGUGAUGGUGAGGGAUAGCUCAGCUGUGGAGGAGGCAAAGAUCACUGGAGCCAAAGGCCAGGACGCUGAUGUGGAAAUGACGGACGUGGAGAAUGCCAACAUUGUAGACAACGGGGUGCUCGAUGAGGACGAAACAUCGACGAACAUCGACGACGGCUCUUCUGAUGUGAUGGCAUCCGCUCAACAAUACGAUGAGGAGGAGAUUAUCGUUGCCUACGCAGAGGGAGACGACUCUGAAGACUCUGACUCGGAUGGUGACUUCACACCUGAUCAGACCAACGAUGGCGAGGAGGGAGAUCCGGAGCAGGAGACUUCAUCUGCACGAUCGAGCCAUCGGAUCUCAAAGAAGGAGCUCGAUGACUUGAACUAG